AGCACAUUUAAUAGUCUAAAUCAAAGCAUAUUAGAAAUGGAAAACUCGGAGGUCAUGUACGUUACAUAUUUGAGUCUCAAUAUCUCAUAUCAUUCAUACUUCUCUAAUUCAUUAGCUUAGCCCAUUUUUUCUGGAAUUCGUCGCCAUUGAAAGAAUAACUUGAGAAAGGAGUUUUGUCAUAUGGAUGUGCAAGGCAGGGAGCUGUGCUUUCCUCAAUGUCCGGAUUCAAUCAAACCUUACCAUGGGAAAAAAUUUGAUACUUUACCACAAGCUGAAGAAUUUUACAGGAAAUAUGCUACAGCGUGUGGUUUCGAGACUCGAUUGAGCGCUAUACAUAGAGCAAGCGAUGGAACAAUUACGUCCCGAUAUAUUGUGUGUAGGAGGCAGGGUGUGUGGCAAAAGGCGAAGGGAUAUAUUAUGCAAGCAAAUGAGUCUAAGGCAAAGAAGCGGAAAACUACAUCUUGCAAAAUCGCUUGCAUGGCAAGGGCAGUGUUCAAACUUUCAACGGGAGGCCGGUACAAGAUCACUAAAUUCAACGAGGGCCACACGCACUCCAUGGUUCCAGUUGAUACACGGAAUUUGAUGCACAGUAACAGGAAUGUCGACGAAUUCCAACAAAGGCUUAUCAUAUCCGGUAUCAAGGCUAACAUUGGCCCAAUGCGUACCUUUCGUUUGGCCAAAGAGAUUCUAGGUAGUUAUGACGAUGUCGGAUGCACUGGCAACGACUUUAAGAACUUUGCGAGAGACUUGAAGGUGCAUUCUAAGGGAUCCGAUGCCCACAUGUUGUUGGAGUCUUUUUCCAACAAACAGGAGCUAGGAAACGGAUUUAAAUUCUUUCACGAUGUAGAUGAAGACAAUAAAUUGUGUCGACUAAUUUGGGUGGAUGAGAUGUCUGUUAAGAACUACAAGUUAUUUGGCGACGCAGUGUCGUUUGAUACUACAUACUGCACCAAUAGAUACAAGAUGAUUUUCACUCCUUUUACCGGUAGAGACAACCACGGGAAAUGUAUCUCUUUCGGUGCAGGAUUAAUCUCUCACGAAAACAUGGAGUCGUAUGCAUGGGUGUUGGAUAAGUUUGUUGAUAUAAUGGGCCAUGCACCUCGUUUAUUCAUUACCGAUCAAGAUCCAGGACUCAAGAAAGCCGUCGCCUCUUCUUGGAAAGAAACCCGUCACAGGUUUUGCAUGUGGCACAUAAAUACGAAGGUUGCCGAGAAGUUACCUCAAAAGUUGAGAGAGGAUGCGGAUUUUAGGGGUAUUUAUGAUGGACUGAUUUGGAAUGAGAACAUCGAUCCAAUAGUGUUUGAAGAAAAUUGGAAUAACAUGAUUGAGGAAUAUGACCUUGCCUCGAACAGAUGGUUCUCCGACAUGUACGAAGAUCGUGCAAAGUGGAUCCCGGCAUUUUUUAGAGAUGUACCUAUGAGUGGCUUUUUCCGAACCACAUCGAUGUCUGAAAGCGAGAAUAGUUAUUUCAAACGCUUUAUCCAAAAGAAAUCCGAUCUUGUGGUAUUGUAUACUAACUUCUGCAGUGGUCUUGAUUCACAGAGAUAUAAUUACAAGCAGGCGACACAUGCCGACGAUACACGUUCUCCCAUGAUGAAGACAAAUCUACCCAUUGAAUGUAAUGCAACGGCUGUAUACACAAAUGCGAUGUUCAAGGAGGUUCAGGAGCAGAUAGACUGUUCAAGCAGAGUUUGUGCAAUGCGGAAGAUGUUUUCCGAUGGCGACGACAUCAUUUAUGAGAUUGAGGACAAACUAGAUGGUCUCUUUACUGUGCGCCGUUUACACCCACAUGACGACGUCGUAUGUAGCUGCAAAUUGUUCACCCGGAAAGGUAUCCCUUGCAUGCAUAUGUUUCUUGUGUUUAGGAAUAUGAAUCUCGACACUAUUCCCCAUAAGUACGUUGCGACGAGAUGGUGCAAGUAUAGCAUCUUGUGUCCAAAUGAUUCAACAGAUCAAGUGCAAAAUCAUGACAAGCAUUCCAAAUCUAAUUUGGAGCUUCGAAUAUUCAAGAUUGCGAGUGAAUCCAUUGGAUACGUUAGGGGCAACGAAGAGUUGUGUAACCAAUUAUAUGAGAAUCUCAUUGAAGUUAGGGACAAGUUUGCCAAGCUCGGAACUCCGGAGAACUCAUCCUUGUCGAAGAACAGGAUGUUCGAUGAGUUUUAUGGAUCGUCUCCAACCGAAACUCCUUCUGUUCUGCCACCAGAUGUCGCUAAGACUAAAGGGAGUGGUGCCGGUGGACGUAGAAAAUCGGAAAAAGAAAAGGCAAUGCUGCUUGCACAGAAACCCAAGCGGCUUUGCAGGAAAUGCAAGACGAUGGGCCAUCAUGAUUCAAGAAAUUGCCCCACAAAGGAUGACGCAGAUCUUAGUUCCUAG
Messenger RNA from Salvia miltiorrhiza (redroot sage), 2373 nucleotides. RefSeq names its product protein FAR1-RELATED SEQUENCE 5-like. Gene Ontology annotation, biological process: regulation of DNA-templated transcription. Lineage: Eukaryota; Viridiplantae; Streptophyta; Magnoliopsida; Lamiales; Lamiaceae. Gene Ontology annotation, molecular function: zinc ion binding. The transcript is spliced from 3 exons. The coding region runs from base 181 to 2373 and encodes 730 amino acids. The record is from RefSeq and is a predicted model, not a curated record.